Ilex paraguariensis (yerba mate) is the source of this 450-nucleotide messenger RNA. NCBI's taxonomy places the organism in Eukaryota, Viridiplantae, Streptophyta, Magnoliopsida, Aquifoliales, Aquifoliaceae. The record is from the annotation of a GenBank genome assembly.
AUGAAGCUCACUGUAAAGCUUACACUGAAGGGAAAGAACCCAGUGACUUUAGAUCACUUGAGUGUGAGGGGUACCAAUAUUCGAUAUUAUAUCCUUCCUGACAGCUUAAAUCUUGAAACGUUGCUGGUGGAAGAGGCGCCUAGGGUGAAGCCCAAGAAACCAACUGCUGGUAUCGCAAAUCUCUUAUGUUUUUUCCAUACACAGAAUCAUAUUUGCAUUUUGGUCCAAUGUGUAUCACUUCAUCUGAGCAGCUUUAACUUUUUCUCCCCAUUCCCAAUUCAGGAAGAGCUUUGGGUCGGGGUCGUGGCCGAGGUCGUGGGCGUGGACGUGGUCGUGGCCGCUAAUUGUUAUGUUGCAGUCAUCCUAAUUUUUGUGCAAUCUGGUUAUGUAAACUUCUGUAUUGUGGGAGAGUUAGUCCGAUUAUGUUCCUGUCCUGGAGGAAUUAUAUAG